CCAGUUCCGUCUCCUCCAAGCCACAGCCUUCAGCGAGAGGAAGCUCGGGUUUGUGGUUCCUGAUUUGUCUGAGGAGAAGCAGUAGGACGGAGAAUGAGGCCAGUGGAAGUUCUGGCUUCCCACUUCCAUGCCACUGACACUUCUGAGGGGAUGAAGGGCCUGGGUUGGUAUUUCCAGUACCCAUGUCCUCACCUGUGGCUAUAGUCCUGUGGUCAUGUGUCAUGCAGCUUUCUGUGAAUUCGUUGAGAACAGAGGCUGCAGUAUCUCUAGGGCCCUGCAUGGGGAGCAGGAUCCUUGUCUCAUUGGUUGAGUGAGCUAGGAAGAACACAACAGGAGGGCAUAUUUCAAACAGCGAUCUUAAUGACUGGUGGUUGAAAAGAACCAGUAGAAAUGUGCACAAGCUGCUAGAAGCCAUUCCCACAGAGGAAUGGGCUUGAUGAAGAGUGGUCAAGAUGCUGCCCUACCACCGAGAGGAAGUUCAAACCAGUGCUUCUCUUGAACUCUCCUUUUCUCACUCGCCGAAGUUUGGGAAGGCCAAAGGCGAAAAAACAGGACCCGGAAGUAGGGGAACCUUCUAAGCACGUGAUGGGAGAGGCGCUGGCUCUGACACGUGACCCUCCAACCUGCUACUCUUCCUUGCAGGGAGCUCAGCUGCUCUUAAAGACAGCCGGACCCGGGGCUGACCGCCUGGUGUUGGUCCUUCGCACCCACCUGUCCCAGACUUUCAUCUGUUCUCUUGAAGCCAAUCCCGAACACACGCUGACUCUGGGCCCUUUGGGGGACUCGAACUCGAUGCUAUGGAAAGCUCUGCGGGCUCGUGGAGGCGCCUUGAGGAUUCCGAGAGGCAGGAGACGAACUCAGAGCCCCACGCCCCUCCGGUGGAUGGUCAGAGGGCCCAGUGGAAGAAUGCGGUGGGUUUCUGGAUCCUGGGUCUUUGCAACAAUUUCUCAUACGUCGUGAUGCUGAGCGCUGCUCAUGACAUCCUUAAGCAAGAGCAGGCGUCUGGGAACCAGAGCCACGUGGAGCCAGGCCCAACACCCCUACCUCACAACAGCUCAUCUCGAUUUGAUUGCAACUCCAUCUCCACAGCUGCAGUGCUCCUGGCAGACAUCCUUCCCACCCUCAUCAUCAAACUCCUGGCUCCUCUUGGCCUUCAUUUGCUGCCCUACAGUCCCCGGGUCCUCGUCAGUGGAGUUUGUUCUGCUGGAAGCUUUAUCCUGGUUGCCUUUUCUCACUCAGUGGGGUUAAGCCUGUGUGGAGUGGUUUUGGCCAGCAUCUCCUCAGGUCUAGGGGAGGUCACCUUCCUCUCACUCACCGCCUUCUACCCCAGCGCUGUGAUCUCCUGGUGGUCCUCGGGGACUGGGGGUGCAGGGCUCCUUGGAUCGCUGUCUUACCUGGGACUCACGCAGGCUGGCCUUUCCCCGCAGCACACCCUGCUUUCUAUGUUGGGGAUUCCCAUUCUGCUGCUGGCCAGCUACUUCUUGUUGCUCACAUCUCCUGAAACCCAGGACCCUGGAGGGGAAGACGAGGCAGAGACUGCUGCCCGGCAGCCACUCAUAGGCACUGAGACCCCAGAGUCAAAUCCAGGUUCCAGCUGGGACCUCUCAUUCCAGGAACGGUGGACAGUGUUCAAGGGCCUCUUGCGAUAUAUCACCCCCUUGGUGCUGGUUUACUUUGCCGAGUAUUUCAUCAACCAGGGUCUUUUUGAGCUCCUGUAUUUCCGGAACACAUCCCUGAGUCACGCUCAGCAGUACCGAUGGUACCAGAUGCUAUACCAGGCUGGCGUGUUUGUCUCCCGCUCUUCUCUGAACUGUUGCCGAAUCCGGUUCACCUGGGUCCUAGCCCUGCUGCAGUGCCUCAACCUGGCCUUCCUACUGGCUGAUGUUUGCUUGAGCUUCCUGCCCAGCAUCUACCUCAUCUUCAUCAUCAUUCUGUAUGAAGGGUUCCUGGGUGGGGCCGCCUACGUGAACACCUUCCACAACAUUGCUCUAGAGACCAGUGACAAGCAUCGAGAGUUUGCCAUGGAGGCUGCCUGUAUCUCUGACACCUUGGGAAUCUCCAUGUCAGGGGUCCUGGCCUUGCCUCUGCAUGACUUCCUCUGCCAUCUCCCUUGACAUGGUUUGUUCAGGACACACUGACCUGCAGACAGAUGAGACACACUUGUGAGCUCUGCUAUAGCCCUUCCUAGCAGGCUGGGGAGUGGGAAGAGCUACAGUCCUGCCCCGCUUCAGCAAGGAGCCCCCAUUGUUUCCCACCCCUGAGCUGGUCUCUGGGAGUUUUCCCUCAGCCUCAUGCCCUUCUAAUAAAUGCUUAUUUUAUCAGUUUA
This is a messenger RNA of Chionomys nivalis (European snow vole), 2326 nucleotides long. It is a transcript of the gene Cln3, whose product is annotated as CLN3 lysosomal/endosomal transmembrane protein, battenin. Gene Ontology annotation, cellular component: lysosome; membrane. The record is from RefSeq and is a predicted model, not a curated record. Gene Ontology annotation, biological process: lysosomal lumen acidification; lysosome organization. The transcript is spliced from 17 exons. NCBI's taxonomy places the organism in Eukaryota, Metazoa, Chordata, Mammalia, Rodentia, Cricetidae. The coding region runs from base 798 to 2114 and encodes 438 amino acids.